GGUCAUGAAUGCGACACCAGAGUGACGCAACAACCAGAAACCUACUCGAACAAUUUUCACGGCAACUAGGAGGUGACAAUCGAGUCGAUACCGGACAGGAACCAAGCAAGGAGCUCGGGAGUCAUUACUGGUCAAAAACGGUCACGGACGAGGCGAGCGCGCCUGGGCGCAAGAGGAAUCCUCCUUUUUCUCUUGUUGACGACUUCCGCCGCCAUGUCUUCCUGUCUAUCGCUCCAAGGCUCCAAGGCAUGCUCCGCCUUCCAGGCAUCGUCUGUGUCUACCACGGACGCGAACGUCUUGGGGUUGUUUCCUUUCCUACGGUUUGCCUCGAACGUUGACACGCUCGAUGCGCUCUUGAUGUCCCAUGUGCAGACAGAAUACAUUCGGGAAAAGUUCUCGGUGCUGCUUGGCUGUGGCGGGAUCGACUACACAAACACUAGCGACGUCUAUGCUCGCUUCACGACCACGGUAAUCUGUAAUGCUAUUAUCCAGAAUUCUAUCGAACCCUGCAGCCUCGAGCCGGCAGAAUCGCGCCCGCUUUGCGCCGAAACCUGCGCCCAAUAUGCACAGGCCGAGGCGUACCUCGUUUCUGAUACUUCCCUUUGCCCUAACCCUAGCAGCGAUGCUCAGUCACAGAUUCGGGCCGACUUCACCAACUGCGCCCUGCCUGAUAGCUCUUUAUCGACCCGAGACUGCAUUACGGGCGUGACAAACGAGCCCGAGAACUGUGGGUAUGGGAACAGUACCGUGGGAUUGUGUUCCUACUGCGCGACGGGCGGAAUUAACUCGACCGAUACCUGUUGUUACGGAGCCGAUGCUGAGACGCGCUGCGCGGGGGUUGUCCUCCCAACCAUCACACCAAUCACUCUACCGACGGUCACAGCAACGGCAACACCGGAUCCGAAUGACGAUUCCGCUGGGGGUGGUUUAUCUGGAGGGCAAAUUGCCGGCAUCGUUAUCGGCUCUGUUUUAGGUGUCGCCCUCAUCGCGGCACUUAUUUUCGGAUUUCUGGUUUAUCGAAGGAGGAGGAGGAGCGGUAGCCAAAACGGCAGCGUCUUUAACCAGCCAUCGCCCGCUCGACAUGGGCCACCGUCACAAAUGGGUCAGACUGGCGCACCGGCUGGUUUUGAGGUGUUGCCCGGUGGUAGGAUCGCCCGGAUGUCCGCUCUCGAAGGCCAUUCCCGCGACUCGCCGUCCCGUCACACGGCUCGGGACAUGCACAGCUCUACCCCUGGCACCGCGGCGGGGUACCGUGGGAGCAGGCGGAGGGGUGACGACCAUUCAUCUUCCGACGGUUUCGGCUCCAGCCCGCCAUCUGAACGCGGCACCGGUGUGCUCCGGCCACCCCCGACAAUGUUGAGGAGGAACGGCUCUCUUUCUAGCGGCUCGGUGCUAGCGGGUGAGGAUCCCCAGUCGCCUAGCUCGGGCGGCAUCUCCUCUCCCCAGGGAAUGGCGAGCCAGCAAUCGGAGCAGCUGCCAUUCUUCAAGGACUACUAUUCCCAGGACGACCUCCACCCCGGCGACCGAGUUGCCGUUCUCUGGGCGUACCAGCCGCGGGCUGGCGAUGAGUUCCUGCUGGAACGUGGCGACAUGCUCAAGGUUGUGGGGAUCUGGGACGACGGCUGGGCAACGGGCGUCAUGGUCGACGAACGCGCAGAACAAUGGGAGGCUCGUCGGCAAGCUCAGCGGGACAGCGGGGUGUCGAACACAUCAGGGAGAGCGCGCGACGACUCGCCGCCCGUCAGCGGCGAAAUUAAGGCGUUCCCACUGGUUUGCGUGUGCUCACCGGAGCACUGGAAGAAGACAAUCGACGGGGACGGCUCGACCGACACGUCCAGCGCGAAUCCGUACAUGACGGCGGCGUAACUUUGGAGCGCGGCUUAAUGAUGAUGACUCAAUUCUCGAUUACAUUUCCCGAUCAUGCUCGAUGAACGCCUCCCUGCUUUCGUGCGGCAUUAUCUACGGCGUUGG
Chaetomium fimeti is the source of this 1971-nucleotide messenger RNA. RefSeq lists its product as uncharacterized. The coding region runs from base 214 to 1866 and encodes 550 amino acids. Gene Ontology annotation, molecular function: protein binding. The transcript has 4 exons. The record is from RefSeq and is a predicted model, not a curated record. NCBI's taxonomy places the organism in Eukaryota, Fungi, Ascomycota, Sordariomycetes, Sordariales, Chaetomiaceae.